Molecule: messenger RNA, 921 nt
Organism: Trichomonas vaginalis G3
Lineage: Eukaryota; Parabasalia; Trichomonadida; Trichomonadidae
Product: acidPPc domain family
Exons: 1
Coding region: 1-921 (306 amino acids)
Source: RefSeq, a predicted model, not a curated record
AUGAAUAAAAAGGAAGCAGAGCUCCCUGCCAAUAGAAAUCCUGACCUUCAAAAGAACGUUAUAUAUCAUGAAAGUAGAUUCUGGCAAAUAUUAAACGAGAUUGAACUUCCUCUUAUUAUAAUCUUGCAAAAAUUAUUUUUCAUCCAAAAAACAUAUGACUUCUUUAAUAAGAAAUUUUCAGCCAUUGCUUCAUCAAAGCUUAUGUCAUACAUGCCGCUCAUUCUAUUAGGUCUUGGAAAAACUUUGGAAGCGAGGCAUUUUGCAAAAUCAGCAGUACUAUAUGCUUUAUUAUCAAGCUUAGGCAAAAACACAUUCAUCAGAAGACGACCUGGGAGUUUUGCAGGUGUUUACUCUCCUGACUGUGCAACAACUUCUUCAUUUCCAAGUAGACAUGUUAUGGCAGCUUCAAUUAUCGCUAGUUUUACUCCAAUCAAAACUAUACUAAUGAUUGCUGUCAUAUUUGACCGUUUAGUUAUUGCAAAUCAUUAUCUUACUGACUGCUUAUUUGGAAUGGGAUUUGGAUUUGCAUGUGUUUAUAUGGCAAAUUUAUACGAUGAAAGCAGCUUAAUAAUAUGUCUUGCAGCAUUUAGUGUUUUUAUUUGGAAAGGAGGAGCCAAAAUUAUCGGUGGAUGCAUCCCUAUAGCAGCAUUUAGACUAGAACGUAAUUUAAGUGUUCUCGUUUUUCCUUUAAUUUUCUUAAGUUCCAUUUUUAGAGAUAUAGCUCAUAAAAUGAAUCACGUUAAAAAGGAACCAUUUCAUGAUGCAUGCUAUAUGUUAUUUGCUCAAAGUGCUGUACUUUAUCUGAUGAUCAUCUCUGAUUCAUUUUUGAGAAAGUAUAUCACAUCAGAUAUUCAUGAUUUAGGAUCUAUACUAGCAAUUGCUCGUUCAUGCUUUGCAUCAUCAGCUGAAUCGAAUUUGUAA